GCCGCCGCAGCGCAGGGCCCGGGGAGGGGCGGAGCCGCAGGCCACAGGCGCGCGCAGACCGGCCCUUCCCGCCCGUCCCGUCCCGUCCCGGCCCGUCCCGCCGGUCCCGGCGCGCAGAAGCAGCGGGGGGUGGCGGGGGCUGCAGGCCGCUGGACACAAUGUCUAAUGUUUGUACCACUGAUGCUUCCUCUGAGUCCCACAGACUGGAUCCAAUUCAGCAGAAGAUUUCAUGUAACAUUCUCUGGGUCCCCAGGAUGUGAACAGGAGCUGUCUGUGAGCCUCACAAAGCCUGCAGAGACUGGCUUCUGAAACCACUCACUGCUCAGCUGGAGGCAUCUCUCUCCUUCAUCUGAAUAGGCAUUUGCACACCGUGUGAGGGGAUGCCCCCUCAUGUGCUGGAGAUGUUGGGUCAUUUGAUAGGGGAAUGAUGGCAGUGUGCAGCCCACAGGUGGUUCAAGAAGGUCUUUAUGGCCAGCUGUUGCUGAAAGGUAAGGUAUCACUGAUGCAGGAUGGGAAGAAAGACCAAAUGUGCAUAUCCAGAAAUAUGCCACUCCUACAUAUUUUGAUACUGCCUUAAAUGUACUGCAUGUAUCUAGUAACCUGAAGUAGCUGAUAUCUCACCGAAUGUGGUAUGUGGUUAGUAUGCAAUAUAUAUGACUCAAAUGUGGUUUUACAAUUUUCAGUUGAUCUUGGACAAGAUCUCAACUUCACUGUGGGGUCUGUGUUUGAUUCUGGUUUGAGGACUUCAGUCUUCAAGGUGUACUAAAAGUUAAAUACCGUGCCAAAUUAAUGUUACUUGAAGCAAAACUGGGGUUUAUCUUGUUUCAGGUGCAUGAAGGAUGCAUUCACUUUUGGUGACUGUAAGCAAGGACUCUCUGAAUUCUGAAAUCCCAAGUCACUGGUCAAAACAAUGACGCUUGUCUGUUUUCUCUGGUUCAAAUGCGUAUUGCUGCCUAGACAGAAAUACCUCGGACAAUUCCUGUAACAUAUCUUCCUUUCUGCAGUCCAGCUCAAUCUUUUUACUGUUGUGAAAUCCUAUCCUCAUGUUGUUUGGAGUUUUCCCCAUCCAGUCUUCUCUGGACAUUGGUUCACAUCUGUGAUUACAUAGCCUUCUGAAGCACACCACUGCCUGGGAUUGUCUUGAUAAGGGCAAUGUAUGAGCUCUCAAGUAUUUUGUAUCUUCUGCAGUGCGUUUCGUAAAGACCUAAAGCAGCGCACAGACAGGGGAACUGCUUGGGUGCUUGUGAACAGCUUGCUUCUGACGACCCUUGAAGCUGGAGCAGCCUCUGCUGGGCCCUGUGCUUUCUGCAGUGAAGGAUCAUGGAUUUUCCAGGACACUUUGAGCAGAUCUUUCAGCAGCUCAACUACCAGAGGCUUCAUGGUCAGCUUUGUGACUGUGUCAUUGUGGUGGGAAACAGGCAUUUCAAAGCGCAUCGCUCUGUUUUGGCAGCAUGCAGCACACAUUUCCGAGCUCUGUUUACCGUAGCAGAAGGAGAUCAGACUAUGAAUAUGAUUCAGCUGGACAGCGAAGUGGUGACAGCAGAAGCUUUUGCUGCUCUGAUAGACAUGAUGUAUACUUCCACACUAAUGCUUGGGGAGAGCAAUGUUAUGGAUGUCUUGCUGGCUGCUUCUCACUUACAUUUGAACUCUGUCGUUAAAGCAUGCAAACACUACCUUACUACCAGGACGCUGCCGAUGUCUCCACCAAGUGAUAGAGUUCAAGAGCAAAAUGCGCGCAUGCAGAGGUCUUUCAUGCUCCAGCAGCUUGGGCUGAGCAUUGUGAGCUCUGCCUUAAGCUCCUCUCAGAGCACGGAGGAGCAACCGAAUACUAUGAGCUCCUCAAUGAGAAGUAACAUCGAGCAGCGCUCUACUUUUCCAAUCCGUCGUCUCCACAAACGUAAACAGUCUUCUGAAGAUCGGGCCAGGCCGCGCAUCAGGCCUGCCAUGGACGAGUCUGUUUCCGAAGUGACCGCAGAGAGUGGGCAGUCAGUGGUUCACUCGCGGGAGGAUUUCUUCUCGCCAGAUUCACUGAAGAUUGUGGACAACUCUAAGGCCGACGUUGUUGCUGAUAACCAGGAGGAUAAUACUAUUCUGUUUGAUCAGUCCUUCAGUGCUCAGGAAGAUGCUCAAGUGCCCAGCCAGUCUGACAACAGCGGAGGAAACAUUUCACAGAUGUCCAUGGCAUCCCAGGCAACGCAGGUGGAAACCAGCUUUGACCAGGAGGCUGCUUCUGAGAAGAACAACUUCCCAUGUGAGAAUCCAGAGGUCAGUCUGAACGAAAAAGAGCACAUGAGGGUGGUGGUGAAGUCUGAGCCCCUGAGUUCCCCUGAGCCUCAGGAUGAGGUGAGCGAUGUCACGUCCCAGGCGGAGGGCAGUGAGUCUGUUGAAGUGGAAGGAGGAGUGGUGAGCGCAGAGAAGAUAGAACUGAGUCCCGAGAGCAGUGAUCGUAGCUUUUCUGACCCACAGUCCAGUACUGAUAGGGUGGGAGACAUCCAUAUUAUGGAGGUGUCAAAUAACCUGGAACACAAGCCUACUUUCAGUAUCACAAAUUUUCUAAAUAAAAGCAGAGGUGGUGGCUUCGGUGCUAGUCAAAACAGUGAUGACAACAUUCCAAAUACCACCAGUGACUGCCGAAUGGACAGUGAUGCCUCUUACCUGAUGAGCCCAGAGUCGGGGCCUGCUGGUGGCCAUUCGUCCGCCACCGUUUCUCACGUCGAGAAUGCGUUUAGUGAGCCCACAGACUCUCAUUUUGUUAGACCGAUGCAAGAUGUGAUGGGUCUCCCCUGUGCACAGUCGUCUGGGUACCGGGCAGCGGAGCAGUUCGGCAUGGAUUUUCCACGGUCAGGCUUCGGCUUGCACUCCCUGUCAAGGGCAAUGAUGGGCUCAGGAAGAGGUGGAGCUAGCAGCUUUCCUGGCUACCGCCGCAUAGCCCCCAAAAUGCCCGUGGUCACCUCGGUCAGGAGCUCCCAGCUGCAAGAUAACUCGUCCAGUUCCCAGCUGAUCAUGAACGGGACCACUGCUUUCGAAAACGGGCACCCGUCGCAGCCUGGCCCACCACAGCUGACGAGGGCAUCUGCCGACGUCCUUUCAAAAUGCAAGAAGGCCUUAUCUGAGCACAACGUCUUGGUUGUAGAAGGUGCGCGCAAGUAUGCGUGCAAGAUCUGCUGCAAGACGUUUUUGACCUUGACAGACUGCAAGAAGCACAUCCGUGUGCACACAGGAGAAAAGCCUUACGCCUGCCUGAAGUGCGGCAAGCGGUUCAGCCAGUCCAGCCACCUGUACAAGCACUCCAAGACAACCUGCCUGAGGUGGCAGAGCAGCAAUCUGCCAAGCACUUUGCUCUAACCUUCUCCGCCCCGGGCCUGAAGGAGAAUGCCAGUGCAGACGUCUAGCUCCCUGAAGCACCGCAGGAACAUGAACACUAUUUUCUUCAAGGCUCAGAGGCUGCUCUUGUCGUUCAGUGAACACGUGUGUUUGUGCCACAUUGGGGAUAUUACUGUACCUACCUCACAGGGCUGUUGUGAGGCUUAAACAGCUGUAAGCAAGGAACUUGGAGAUCUCAGAAGUCGCACUGUGGGUGUGUGAGGUGUUACUGUGAUGUAUGUUCAGGCCUUCGGCUGAUGGGGAUACAAUCCCUAAAGCUAAGCAGUUCCUUUGCAGGGCAGAGGGGUGAGACUAUAGUUAUCUCAUGAAGUAGCACGUUUCAAGAAUGCAAAUUUCCUCUUUUCUUUUUCUAAAGUAUUUUGUAAAAGUGAAAGCAUUUAAAUAAAUGACCUAUAAACCAAGUUGCUACAUUAUGUAUGGACAGUAAUGCAAGAGCUGUUUACUGUAACUAAUGCAGAUUGCAUAUCUUUAAAAAAGAAAAACAACUUUGGAUGCACCUGUCUGACAUAAUGCUUUAAAAUAUGCUAAUUAUAAAAAUAGUUCUAGGGUUAUGAGUGUAUGUUUGGCUGUUUUGUAGUAAAGGACACUGUGUAAUGAAGGUGCUUAAAUUAAACCCAAGACAAGUAACUUUUGGACUGCCAGAUGUAUAUAUACUUUGAAUACAGCAAGAUCUGGAUGUUUGACUGAUUUUUUCUGUAGAAACUUGUAUUAAGUGAUAAGUGAAGUACUGUUUCUUGUUCGUGCUAUUCUUAGCAGUAUUUUAACCAAUUUGUAUCUCCUGUGUUAAAAUUCUAUAUACACAGAAGUCUGAAAAGAGCUUGUCUUUGUCGGCUUUGUUAUUUUGAAGGAGAGAUAAUUUGUGAUGGCUUUUUUUACUGUGUGAGAUAGUCUCUUGCUGUGUCCAGAUGCUGAUAGUCACUCUGAUUCCCCUUUACUGCGUAAGCAUAUUGCCCUUUUCUGACACUCUUAUCUUCUGGCUUUAAUUUCCUCCUCUGUGCACUUACUUUCCUUCACAAUUACUGAUUGUUGCUCAGAUCAAACCAGUCAGGAAUGAUCCUCAUUUUCCAUAUUUAUUUAUGUCUCUUUCUAUAGAAUGUAGUUGUCAAAUCCAGUCCUUCCACUGAAAGUAGUGUCAUAAAUGUACUUUUCCACAUAAAUUAAAAAAAUCUAGCAAAGGUUUAACUUUUAAAAAUAGCACUGCACACUUUGUAUAGCAGAAAUUCAGUGAUCAUUAUUCUUCCAGUGAAUCACGUAAAUCUUGUUUUAAUUUCCUCUUCUUUGAUACCAUUGUAACUAAUGCUGUCUGCAGUCUCUCUUUUUCCUUUGUUAGAGGUGCACAUGAACUAACUACUGGCAUUCUGCAUAUUAGGUUUCUAAAUAAAAUUUUGGAGCACUUCUGCUGAUAAAUGUUGCUCCACCAUACAGGAGCUGAGUCAGGGUCCAUUCUGCUUAGGAGAGACGGAGGGUUUGUAUUUCCUGGUAUCUAAGUCACAGAGCAACAUCUUUCCGUUAAUACAAAAAAAAAAAACCUUGCAAACCUUCCCUGCUUUAUUUUAUUCUGUGUGGCACAUGUGUCCUGUGUGAUGAUAUUCAGCAGUUUUAUGAAGUUUUUGCUACCUAAUAGUUAGCCUUUUUAAGCAUCUUGAACUAAUAUUUGGAUAAACUGAAAAUAAAAUCCUAAUCCACGGUCCUGUAGGUCAUUUAGCAGGAUGAACUGUGAAAACUGUUGAAGCACAGAAACCAAACAGUUAUUGUCAGACCAAAGGAAACAUCGAAACCUUUCUGUACUUGGCUUUAUGUGAAACAGUAGUCUGCUAAUGAAGAAAUAUGUCUUCGUCUCUGAUUAUACCAGUUCACAUUGAAAAAAAAAAAAAGAAAAAGCCAGAUGUCUGUCAGCAUGUUGUUUGCACCUUGACCAUCCAAACUAAAUAGGAACAUGGAAACAGUGAAUGAUUGGAUUCAUUCCUUUAAAACAUUAAGAUUUUGUUACAGGAAUUAUUUAAUAGUCAUAUUUCUGGCUCUUGAAUUUUAUAAGCAUUAAGGAAAUGUGCUGCUUUUUAUAAAGCACUAGGAUAUGCCACAUUUUGUUUGAUAAUUUUGAUAUCAGGGGACUAACAGCAUUGAGCUAUACUAAACAAUCUCACUGAAACGUCAAUAAAAUGCAGUAUUUUGUACUUUAAGAUUUUCUUGUGUUGCCUUAUUAGUAAUGUUCUGGUUGUUUCAUCUUCCUUGCAUUUCUAGUGGUUUGUUUUAAAAAUAGGAUGGUUUUACAUUUUCUAUCUGUUUCCUAAAGCACAUCUGAAUUUUUUUAAUUCUUAUGAUGCAUAGGAAUAAAGCAUCUAUGUGAGUAAGGAGAUUAGAGUAAUUAAGAACUAAUAUGAGCAGAUAAACAUAUUUAACUGUACUUUUGAUCUGUUUUUAUAAAAGUUUUAAUGCUACUGUGAAAUAUCAGGCCUUGUGCAGGAGGACUUCUAUCUUUCUUUAAGAAAAAAUUCAACUUGGAGCAUUUUUGAAAGUAGCAACUUUUACAUUUCAUUAUUGAUUGACAACUAGUGCAUCUGGAGGAGCACACUGCAAACACAGGAGCCUGUGGCUGGCUUGUUGCUUUUGUAGUCUUCCAGUAUGAAGCAAUAUCUCAGAAUGGUAUCUCUACUUCGCUAUCACCUACUGUAAAAUGAGAAUAUCUCAUCUCAAAGCCUGGUAACACUGUCAGAGAGCUUAUCACCCUGAUUUUUGUUUAAAAUUUAACUUUACAGAUGCUAUGGUGAGAUCUCAUGUGAAGAUGUCAGUAUGUUAGUAUUACAGAACAUAUGAAAAUAAACCCUACAUUUUUGUGCUGUUGUGUCUGA
Molecule: messenger RNA, 6233 nt
Organism: Tyto alba (common barn owl)
Lineage: Eukaryota; Metazoa; Chordata; Aves; Strigiformes; Tytonidae
Gene: ZBTB5
Product: zinc finger and BTB domain containing 5
Exons: 3
Coding region: 1321-3345 (674 amino acids)
Biological process (GO): regulation of transcription by RNA polymerase II
Cellular component (GO): nucleus
Molecular function (GO): RNA polymerase II cis-regulatory region sequence-specific DNA binding; protein binding; DNA-binding transcription factor activity, RNA polymerase II-specific
Source: RefSeq, a predicted model, not a curated record